Molecule: messenger RNA, 470 nt
Organism: Dermatophagoides pteronyssinus (European house dust mite)
Lineage: Eukaryota; Metazoa; Arthropoda; Arachnida; Sarcoptiformes; Pyroglyphidae
Source: RefSeq, a predicted model, not a curated record
UUAUUAAUUGAUCAAUUUGUAAUCGAAUUCAAAUCGACAAAACAAAUCGAAAAUGAAAUCCACGCAUAUUUUAUCAUUACCAAUUUUGAUGAUGGCCAUCGUUUUGAUUGAUUCAAUUCAAUCGGCUAGUAUUGCAAAUGGAUCGACUCAAGAUUUUCUUAAUCAACAAACAACCUCUACAGAUUUAAAAGAAUCAGUCAAUCAAUUUAUUGAUGGAUGCGUGACAAAUAAAGAUACAUCCAAUACAUAUUAUCGUCAAUUUUGUGCCGAUUAUCUAACAAAAGAAUUUCCAGGAAAUUAUACAGAAAUGGAAUUUGAUAUCGGUUUGAAUUAUUGUAUGAGUCAAUGCAAAUUUAUGCAUGAAAUUUCGGUUUUGUUUGAAUAAAUAUUAUUCAGUUACAAGAUUACAAAUUACAAAUUUUUUUUUCAUUUAAAAAAUAAACAUUUGAUAAAAUAAAAUUGAUUUAUAA